Messenger RNA from Zeugodacus cucurbitae (melon fly), 3260 nucleotides. RefSeq lists its product as uncharacterized. The record is from RefSeq and is a predicted model, not a curated record. The transcript is spliced from 4 exons. NCBI's taxonomy places the organism in Eukaryota, Metazoa, Arthropoda, Insecta, Diptera, Tephritidae. The coding region runs from base 74 to 3148 and encodes 1024 amino acids. Gene Ontology annotation, molecular function: heme binding; oxidoreductase activity, acting on paired donors, with incorporation or reduction of molecular oxygen; monooxygenase activity.
UACAAGUUUAUCGUGUCAGUUCACCAUUUGAGUUAGACAGUGGAGCACGCGUACGAUUAGUACACUCGCAGAAAUGGCAGUAACGCAAUUUCUUUUACUCACAGUCUUGGGACUUGUGAGUUACUUUGUCUACUGGUUUCGAAAGCGCAUGAAUUAUUGGCAGGAUCUUGGCAUAGCAUGCGAUAAGCCCGACUAUCUGCUUGGCAAUUUGUUGGGUAUGCGCACGCCGCGCUCAUUUGCGGAUAUAGCACGUGCCACAUACAGCAAAUUCAAAGGCACUGGAUCUUUUUGUGGCUUCUAUUGGUUUCAACGUCCAGCUGUCUUUGUACUGGAGAAGAGUCUUGCUAAAGCUAUACUCAUCAAGGAGUUCAAUAAGUUCACUGAUCGCGGCUUCUAUACGAAUCCAGAUGAUGAUCCACUGUCCGGACAUCUCUUUUCAUUGGACGGCCAUAAGUGGCGUGCCAUGCGCACUAAACUCUCGCCGACGUUCACUUCCGGUAAAAUGAAGCAAAUGUUUCCGACUGUUACCAGAGUGGCUGCCGAGCUCGUGCAUGUGUAUAACGAAGCAGUGAACGGUGGUUCGACAAUGGAAGUGCGCGAUUCUCUUGGACGCUACACCACCGACGUGAUCGGCUCGUGCGCUUUUGGCAUCGACUGCAACAGCUUGAAGAAUCCCAACGAUCCUUUCCGUCAGAUGGGCAGACGUGUGUUCACAGACCAGCGUCAUGGAUCUCUAGGGUUGGCUUUAAUUAUACUUUUUCCGAAAUUGUCGCGUCGUCUACAUAUCAAAAUGACACCCGAUCACAUUACCGACUUCUAUAUGCGUAUUGUACGUGAAAAUAUUGCCUACCGCGAGGCGAAUAACAUCAAACGUCAUGACUUUUUCGAUAUGUUGUUGGACCUGAAAAAUAAUAAAAUGAUGAAAUCAGAGGACGGUCAAGCGAUGACGAAUAUAACUGUUGAAGAGCUGGCGGCGCAGGCAUUUGUAUUCAUGGUCGCUGGAUUUGAGACCUCAUCGACCACGAUGGGCUUUGCGCUCUACGAGUUGGCACAGCGUGAAGACUUACAAGAACGUGCGCGACAGGAAGUCAAUGAAGUGCUAGCGCGACAUAACGGUGAAUUCACUUAUGAGUGUAUGAACGAAAUGGUCUACUUGAAUCAAGUGAUAUCAGAAACUUUAAGGAAGCACACCAUAGUGCCCAUGCUUACACGCGAAUGCCUAGAGGACUAUCAAGUGCCAGAUCAACCAAAAUACAAAAUCAAAAAGGGCACUUUUGUGAUAAUCCCAGCUGUGGGCAUACACUACGACGAGGAUUACUAUCCCAAUCCGGAAGAGUUCAAUCCCGAUCACUUCACACCGGAGAAAGUGGCGCAGCGCGAUUCCAUUGAGUGGCUGCCGUUCGGCGAUGGUCCACGCAAUUGCGUCGGUCUACGUUUUGGUCUCAUGCAGACACGCGUUGGUCUCGCUUACUUGUUGAAGAGCUUCAAGUUCAGUGUAAGCGAAAAGACACAGAUACCCAUCAAAUACAGCAAAGAAUCUUUUGUAUCGAUGGCUGAGGGCGAUAUUUUCUUGAACGUUGAAAAGGUGGCUGCUUUAGUUCUUUACUUUGUCGCACAGCUUAAUUUAGUGAUAAUGUCCGUCACGCAAUUCCUGCUGGCCACGCUGCUUGGACUGCUGGGCUAUGCGUUCUACUGGCUGCGUCAGCGCUUCAUGUAUUGGGAGGUGCGCGGCAUUGCCUAUGAGAAGCCCAAUUAUUUACUCGGCAAUUUGAAUGGCGUGCGCACGACGCGUUCGUUUGUGGAGAUAUGGCUGAGCACGUACAAUAAAUUCAAGGGGACUGGUCCGUUUUGUGGUUUCUUCUGGUUCCAACGCCCAUCGGCCUUCAUCUUGGACACGAAAUUGGCAAAAGCUAUACUGAUUAAGGAUUUUAAUAAUUUCGUUGAUCGCGGUUUCUAUUCAAAUCCGGAGGAUGAUCCGCUGACUGGACAACUCUUCCUCCUGGACGGCCACAGAUGGCGUGCGAUGCGUAAUAAGCUAUCGCCCACCUUCACAUCCGGUAAGAUGAAGUAUAUGUUCCCAACUGUGUGUCGCGUGGGUGAGGAGUUUGUGCAGGUUGUGUCGGAAGCUAUUAAGCAGGAGCCCGUUUUGGAGAUACGUGAUUAUCUAGCGCGUUUCACCACUGACGUCAUCGGCACUUGCGCGUUUGGCAUUGAAGUGAAUAGUUUGAAGAACCCCAGCGAUGAAUUCCGGCAGAUGGGCAAGCGCGUCUUCACUGAUUUGCGCUAUGGACAAAUCGGUUUGGCGUUGCUGAAUAGCUUCCCGCAAUUCUGUCGAAAGAUGCAUUUAAAAAGCACACCCGAUCACAUCACCGACUUCUAUUUGCGCAUUGUGCGCGAGAAUAUCGCCUACCGUGAGAAGAACAACAUCAGACGCAAUGAUUUCUUUGACAUGUUGUUGGAUUUGAAGAACAACAAGCUGUUAAAGUCGGAGGAUGGUCAAGACUUGAGCAUCACCGUAGAGGAAUUAGCUGCCCAAGCGUUUGUUUUUCUGAUUGCCGGCUUCGAGACCUCGUCGACCACCAUGGGUUUCGCAUUGUACGAACUGGCGCAGCACGAAGAUAUACAACAGCGUGUGCGUGACGAGGUCGUGGAAACGCUGGAGAAACACAACAGCGACUUCACGUAUGAGUGCAUGAAGGAAAUGGUCUACCUGGACCAAGUGAUAUCCGAGACGUUGCGCCUCUACACCGUGCUACCCGUGUUGAAUCGUGAGUGCAUGGAGGAGUACCCAGUGCCGGGUUAUCCGAAAUUUGUCAUCGCUAAGGGUAUGCAAGUUGUUAUACCGGCUGCUGCCUAUCACCGUGAUGCUGACAUUUAUCCCAAUCCCGACGCUUUCAACCCGGAUAACUUUUCACCCGAGAAGGUUGCGCAGCGUGAUGGUGUUGAGUGGCUGCCCUUCGGCGAGGGCCCACGUAAUUGCAUUGGCAUGCGGUUCGGUCAAAUGCAAGCCCGUAUUGGCUUGGCUCUGCUCUUAAAGAACUUCAAGUUUUCGGUGUGUGCGAAGACACCAAUUCCGAUGACUUAUGACAAGAUCAACUUUCUAGUGCAGUCCGAGCAUGGCAUUUGUCUGCAGGUAGAAAAAGUUUGAGUGGGAUGCUACAAUCUUAAAAGAAAUUUAUAAAAAGUAUUGAAAAUUUAUAUUUUUGUUGGAUAUUGUUAAAAACACUUUGUUGGAUAAUAAAGGGAUUAAGUAUUCGCAA